This is a messenger RNA of Paramuricea clavata, 565 nucleotides long. The record is from the annotation of a GenBank genome assembly. Lineage: Eukaryota; Metazoa; Cnidaria; Anthozoa; Malacalcyonacea; Plexauridae.
AUGAGUAGUAAUCUGAAGAUAAGGGAUCCAAGUACUCAGCCAAGACAGAGAAUGCACACAACGGGUGCAUUUUUCGCAGGAGAUCAAAAUGGGAGCAAUAUACGUUGUGUGUUUUGUGAUGCAGAACACUUUUCCGCCUUGUGUGAGAAGAUUAAAGAUCCACAAGCCCGAAAGAAUAUUUUGAAGAGACAAGGACGUUGCUUUUUAUGUUUGAGAAAGGGUCAUCGAAUAAACCAAUGCACCUCCAAUAGACGAUGCCGCAAAUGCCCAGGAAAGCAUCAUCAGUCAAUCUGUGAAUUUAAUUCGAGUCGACCACCACAGGACCCAUCGUGUCAACCACCAGAAAACAAACCUGGGCAAGCUUCCACGACUGGAGCUGUUGUCAAUGAAUCGUCAAAUGGUACAACCACUACAUCUGUGACAAGAAGUCAAACGAGAGUAUUGUUACAGACAGCAAGGACAUAUGCAUGUUCCAAUGAAGGUUCAGAAGUCUUACCUGUCAGAGUGCUCAUUGAUACUGGAAGUCAAAGAUCGUACGUCACAACUGGUCUACAGCAAAAGCUUG